Messenger RNA from Thermothelomyces thermophilus ATCC 42464, 1413 nucleotides. RefSeq lists its product as uncharacterized. Gene Ontology annotation, biological process: regulatory ncRNA-mediated gene silencing. Gene Ontology annotation, cellular component: ARC complex. The transcript is spliced from 3 exons. The coding region runs from base 1 to 1413 and encodes 470 amino acids. Lineage: Eukaryota; Fungi; Ascomycota; Sordariomycetes; Sordariales; Chaetomiaceae. The record is from RefSeq and is a predicted model, not a curated record.
AUGGGGCGCUCGCAGAGAAAUGCUCCAACCGACGAGCAGUCACGGCUCGAGGGCACCCAAGAUGUCACAGUGGAAGCCGACGCAUCCCAGGAUGGAAAGAAGAAGAAGAAGAACAAGAAGCGUAGCGCCGGAGCGAAGAAACGUGGCACUGGAUUUGAGGAAUUCUACUGCGAUCCGCCCAUGACUCCGGCCGAGUACAACGAAGAAAGGGAUGUCAUUUACCCACCGCAUCGCCCUUUCGUUGAUCGCAUUGAGGAGUGCAUCCAGCGGUACCGUGCCCGCCGCCGGCUCAACUCAGACCGCGAGUAUCUCUUCUCCAGAUACCUCCUCCUGGGAGGCAUUGACGCCUCUGUUCGACAGUUUCAAAGCACCCGUACCAUCGGAGACGAUAUUCUUGAGGAUGCUACCAAAAACUCCAUUCGCGAAAUGACCGCCGACGAUGUGAUUCAGCGCGGCGGGGACGGAAACCGAAACCCACGGUUUUACAACCCGAACUAUCCGGAACACUGGGACGUCGACUUCACGGGCGUUGCCGCUGGUUUUGUAUCUGAACACCUUCCCGCCCUGACUGGCCCUGAAACCGACCAGUUCUUCAUGGGUGUCGACGUGGUCCUCAAUUUUCUCAAGUACGUCGAUCUCCACGACGUGUGCCCCGAGUAUGCCGACGACAUCAAGAAUGCGCAAAGGGUGUGCUUAAGGGCGCUGGAAGAAAUCCCGGCCACGACAAAACUGCUACAACUACUUCCCGGUCAGUUCAAUGCCGCACUCAGGGUGCUGUAUGUCAGCCAAGAUGACGGCUCCUCAGGCGUUGAUAACUACUUUGAGAAGGCAUUGCCAGAUCCAAAGCAGGCUAAAGUGAGCCACGCAGCUACGAUCUCGAUUCUGAUGGGAGCCGACCGGUUUCCAACCAACAGCGAAUGGUUCGUCACCGACACGGCCGAAUUCACCUUCGAGGUCCUCGCCAUCAAGCUCCCAACAGAUGCCAUUCGGGCAAAGUACAAGGCCAUUAACCAACAUCUCACCGGCUAUUCUGAUAUCCAGCCUUGCGGCACUAUUAUCGCCCGCCCAGUGAUUGUGCGUGACGGCUGGGACAACACGAUGGCGGCGACCAUCCCUCCGGAGGCUGACAAAGAAAGCGAAUUUAUCCUUGAAGAGGACAUCCUCCGCCUGCUGGUGGUGGGUAUGAAGUUGACCAUUGGAGUUUGCACGCUGAACGUUGGGCUCAAGUUCAUCAAAUACGUGACCCAGGUCCGGCCGAGCUUUUACGUCUUUUUACCCCAAGAACUGAUGUUCCACUUCAAGGAACCUGUUCCAAAUGACCGUCCGGCGAAGAGCAUAUACGACUGCGAGGACGAGGCCGACGGCGACGCUCCAGCUGGAGGUUACAACGACGGGGGAGAUGUAGAGAGCUGA